AAGGUGGUGAUUGACUCCGCUGUCCUGGCGUCGUGAGGGAGUUUGUUCCACCAUUGGGGGGCCUAGUUAAAUAAAGUGAAAACAGUUUUGGCAUUGAUUUUAAAAAAACAACAACGUAAGGCUACUAUUAUUAUUGUUAUUUUGGUGACUACCUGGUUGAUUGACAAUGUUGGGUUGUUAGCAUGUUUGUUUUUAUAUAUAAAUAAAUUUGGGAACACACAAAAAGGCAGUGUAGAACACCAUUUCCCAUCAUGCAUUGUUCUAACAACUUUCAAAAGAGUGUUCCAAAGUUUCCCCCCCAAAAAUGUAUUUUCCUAUGAAAGAAAUCACACAAAAAUGUGUCUUUUCACGCUAAUUAAGCCACACAAAAACGCACAAAAUCUGCUGAAAUACUUUUUGUACAUAUUUGCAAGAAUUGAGUGUGAGAUUGUGUUGCGGCUAAAGGUCAAAUGUUGGUAUGAAAACUCAGUAGAGUUAAAAAUGUGCGGGAUUUUUUUAUUCGGCACAUGGGAAUUUAAUCUCAAAAGGUAUUUUUUAAGUGCACUACAUCACUCACAGCCUUUUAUUCGCAACAAGUUGCCUACAUUUGAUGGAAACACAUAUUUGCCUAAGGUUCUUCGAAAAACUUUGAGGAGCUUACAAGAACCAUUUUUGAACCCCCUAUUCUAUUUAGUGUGGUGAGAAAAUCUUAAUAUUGUUUUUAUGUGGAUUUGUGAAUAUUUGCAUGGAAAUCUGUCGUCAGUUGGAUGGAAACCUAGCGAGUGUCAUUGAUUCAACCCUUCAAUUUUGGGAUUAUAUUGAACAUUUCAAUAGGCAAACCAUUCGUGUUUUAAAAACAAAGAAGUUAGCAAUUAUAUUUGUUUGUACCCUACUCCAUAAAAUAAAAUGUGCCUAUUACAGAAAACCUUAUGCACAUAAAACAGCUGAUAACCCAUAAUUACAAAACAUCUGGAAAAAUACACCAAGGACCUGUUUCAUAAACGGUGCAUAGAGGUCAAACAAAUGAAUUAGAUGACUGGUUAUUUAGUUUGGAUGGGGACACACGCAAGAAACGCUCUACCAAUGCUCCUUGUGUGGAAAGAGUUUUACCAAGUUGGGGGGGCCUGAUUAUUCAUGACAGGACACACUCAGGAGGGGAUAAAACCUACCACUGCUCCCAUUGUGGGAAGAUAUUUAACUACAAAACAUUGAAUGUAUAGGCCUGCUGCUGAAUAAUGAUACAUGGCCUCAUAAUGUAUGUUUAUUCACAUAAACAAACAACAAUAACUGAUAGGCCUUGCAUUGGUGAUGCCAAAGGCAUUCAUAAGAUUUUGGGUGGCCUAUCGGAUUUAAUAACCUCAACUCUUAGAUUUGUUUGUUCUAUUAUGUUAAAUUAGAAGUCUAUAUUUAAUUGCAUUCAACGUUUUUCUGAAAUAGGCUAAUGUACCUUAAUGAUUUGCUUGGAUUAUGCUAAGCAUUUCAAAUAACGUUUGUGGUUUGAUGAGUUGAAUAGAUUUUCUAGGCUGCUAUGUGAAAGAGAAAGUCAAAUUGCACCACAAUUUGGGCAAUGGUUAACUCGCGUCAGUGUAUCUUAUGUUUUUAUCGGUAGCCUGUCUUAUCUCCUCCAACCUAAUGCAAGGUCCGGAUGCAGCGGUGAUGUUUCUAAUCGACAGAGGGCAUAUGGCGCUUUGAUUUCCUGCAAGUCACUGUUUUUUCUACUGUAUCAUGGUCUGGAGGACCUGCCUGCCUUCCUGCGCCUGAUAGAAUACUUCUGCAUUAACUGACAGAGAAUUAACUGAAAACAUGCUAUGUCAUAUGAGCCUGGUCUUAAACAAAAAUGAGUGACUAUUAAAUGUUUUAAGUCUAUUGCUGUCACCACUUUAUUGUCUCACUUCAAAGUUAAUAAACGAAUAGGCCUAAUCAAUUAUUUAGUCUUUGUAGCCUAAAUGGUAUCUGCUAUAGGCCCGGCAAAUCGUACCAACAUUGCCAUUUCGUUUUUCUUUAUUUGUUCUUAAUAAUUUAAUUGCGUUGUCGUAUUUUCUACGUCAUUUCAAAGACAAUACAGGCCUAUACAUGUGUUUUGUAUGUUAAUAAUUUCAUGUGAAAUGUUUAUCAAAUGAAUAGGUCUGUCAUGUUUGGACAUUGAAAUUAUGUAUUUUCACUGCACCAAUACAACAAUUUAAAUUAUUCUGAAUGGCACGGGCCAGCGGCUGGUUGAAACAUUCUAAAUGUGACGUACAGAUAGUCUCGGUCCCACUGGUUGUCUGGCGUGUGAGCUCCAGCUGAAUGCGCUCGCUGCAUGCCUUAUUGUUCUGUGCGUAAUUGGGCCAGAACAGGUCAUCAGCGGUCCCACUGUGCAGACAGGGAACAUACGUAUCUGUUUACUCACUGAGCAUAUUAUAAUAAUGCAGGAAAUACGAAACUCCGGUGGCACCGCAGGCAGACGUGUGCAGUUGUCUGCAGUUAUCAAAUAUAGCCUGUAUGUAUGGAGACACCGAACAAAUUGAUGUUUGAAAAUACACUUGUGAAUGACGCAAAACAAUUCAAUACCGAUGCAGUGUUAUCAUGCAUGAGUCUUUUAACAACAUUUCGUCAUUCUACAAAAUGCUAUAGCCUAUAUUAUAAACCUAUAUUAUAAACAAUAAACAUAUUAUGUGACGUGACUAUUUGGUCACAUCCACGUCCAUACAUCGCCUACUAUUCUCUGAUUCUCAUUCUCAUUCAUGUGCAAUCGAUGACGGUAAUAUAUGGAUCCUGUACCAUUAUCAAGCACAUUCUACAUGUCUCAUGAUGACGAACGUGUGGCACGGUCCACGGUCUAUAGCUGGCACCCUGGUGCUGCAUACCGCGUUUCCUCUCUCCCCUGUCCUGUACUGCAGUUAGGGAUAGGGAGGGAUUAAGUAACACACUGAUAAAGCAGUGUAUCACUUAUCCGGAUUGAUAUGGGUUGUAAUUCCCCCAGUAGAGCUACAGGCUGAUCCGUGAGAUGGAGCUGCCUGGGGAGCAGUUGGUUCUGGAGGCGGACCAAUCAUAGCCCCCCGAGCGGCAGCAAACUGAGGAGGAGUUUCCUCUAGCUUAGGCACCUGUCCCUAAAAGCUCCCCACAACACCUGGCAGACGGGAGAGGGCGUGUGCGCAUGCUUCAUCCCCAGCUAGAACUCUCUUAAAGUUGACCACACAUUGUCAACCAAUAGUCUUCUAAUCUUUUCAGGAAUAAAACAGCAGCACCGCAUCCCAGGAACAGAGGAGCAGAUUGCUGUUGGAUCGCCAGUGAUUUUGGAUAUUAGCAAAGGUCGAACAAGGAGAGUGAAAAUGCCUCGGUCCUUCUUGGUGAAAAGUAAGAAGGCGCACAGCUACCACCAGCCCCGCUCCUUUGAAGAUGACUACAAUCGACUGGAUACUAUCUUAGCUCAUAUAUGUGCAGAGAAUAGUAAGAUUCCAGAGGACUUGGAUGCCUUGACUGGCGGCGAUGCCAUAGGCGGGUUCUCCCCGGACUCUCACCUGGCUGACACGGCUGAUUUCUCCAAGUCCCCGCUCAGCUGUGGGGACAGUGUGUGCGGUCCAGCCUCGGAUUAUGAAGACUUCUGGCGGCCUCCAUCGCCCUCAGCAUCACCAGUAGAUUCUGAUAAAUCCCUGUCUCCCUCCGUGGACGAGACACAACCCUUUGCUGUUCCAUUCCGGCCCUAUGCAUGGAACAGUUACUCUGGUUCUGACAUUCGGCAUCUGGUCCAGCAAAAUCUCCACCACCAGCACCACCAUCCCAUGGACCUGGACCGGAGCCCAGCUCUGGGUUACUAUGGUGACCGGGCCAUCGAACCGACCCUCUUCGAGGGAAGCCCGGUACCUGAAAAUUACAGUGAUUACAGGGCCGCUGCCUGUUUGUUCGAUAGAGCCACCGCCCCCGGGGUUGGGUUGUACUCGGAAGGGAACCUGCAGGGGAAAAGCUCAGAAAUCAAGGCUGAGUCUGACCUUCUGUGCUCACGGCUCAUUCUGAAUGGUGCCUACAAGUGCAUCAAAUGCAGCAAGGCGUUUUCGACUCCCCAUGGGUUGGAGGUUCACGUUCGCAGAUCACACAGUGGCACGAGGCCCUAUGGUUGUGAUAUAUGUGGCAAAACCUUCGGACAUGCUGUCAGCCUCGAGCAACAUAAAGUUGUGCACUCUCAGGAAAGAAGUUUUGAUUGCAAAAUCUGUGGUAAAAGCUUCAAAAGGUCGUCGACUCUCUCCACGCACCUCCUCAUCCACUCGGAUACACGGCCUUACCCAUGCCAGUAUUGCGGGAAGAGGUUCCACCAGAAAUCAGACAUGAAGAAACACACAUUCAUCCACACAGGUGAGAAGCCGCACAAAUGCCAGGUGUGUGGGAAAGCGUUCAGCCAGAGCUCCAACCUCAUAACUCACAGCCGGAAACACACGGGCUUCAAACCGUUCGGAUGCGACCUCUGCGGCAAGGGAUUCCAGAGAAAAGUCGACUUAAGAAGACACAAAGAAACCCAGCAUGGAUUAAAAGCCUCAAACUAAAAUCAAAUAAUGGACACCAAACACUAUUCAACAAACCACUUUUUUUUGGAAACCGGAAAUAAGCUAGUUAUCCAUUCCUCAAACAUGUUAGACUAAGACAUACUGGUGGAGUAUUGUAGAGGCUUCUGUGCAGUAUAGGUUAAGACAAAACCGGUUUGAACCAGGGAGGGACAUUAUCCGAACCCAAAAUAUUAGUACAAAAUAACCGGAUAGGCAAUAUAACCACCAAGAAAGCGCAAAAACAAAAACAACAGACGAACAAUUUCCAACGGACAGUUGGGAAAACAGCCCUUGUCUAAAGAAUGUCACUUUGUUUUCAGUUGGACGCCAUGGAUGCUGGCACAACAGUCACUACAACAAGGCUAUGUGAUUUAAUAAACAAAAGGUUUGUGCUUUUAUUUUAUAAACCAGAAAUGUUUUCAUUUUUUUCAUUUUCGUUCUUCCAAUUCAAAUUGCACAUUUGUAUUUUAUAUCAACCAGACUGUAUAUCCAGAUGUUGUUUACUAUCAUGCUAUACCUUAUUUAUUGAUCAGAUUAUCAUUUGAAUAAAAUAUGAAAACUGUAAUCCAA
Oncorhynchus nerka (sockeye salmon) is the source of this 5066-nucleotide messenger RNA. It is a transcript of the gene gfi1ab, whose product is annotated as growth factor independent 1A transcription repressor b. The transcript is spliced from 6 exons. NCBI's taxonomy places the organism in Eukaryota, Metazoa, Chordata, Actinopteri, Salmoniformes, Salmonidae. Gene Ontology annotation, molecular function: DNA-binding transcription factor activity, RNA polymerase II-specific. The record is from RefSeq and is a predicted model, not a curated record. Gene Ontology annotation, biological process: regulation of transcription by RNA polymerase II. Bases 3291 to 4496 code for a protein of 401 amino acids. Gene Ontology annotation, cellular component: nucleus.